AUGGUGAAAGAUGGUGUAUGUAUAGGGAUUUCUCUCUGUGGACUUGUGGGGAAUGGGAUAGUCAUGUGGUUCCUGGGCUUCCAUAUGAAGCAGAACCCUUUCACCAUCUACAUCCUGCAUCUAGCUGAGGCUGACUUCUCUUUGCUCCUCCUGUUUUUUCUGCUCUUAUUGGCAGAUUUGAGCAACUGUGAGACAGUAUUUGAUAGUGUAGACACUACAAUUUCCAUAAUUUUGUCAUCAAUGAUGUUGAUUUCCAACCUGUCCCUGUUCGUCAGACUCCGAUGUGGCUCACAGAGAUGGCACCUGGAGAAACUCUAUGUUGCUGUCCUUCUCUAUGUGAUCUUUUUCUUUGCCCUUG
Molecule: messenger RNA, 358 nt
Organism: Tauraco erythrolophus (red-crested turaco)
Lineage: Eukaryota; Metazoa; Chordata; Aves; Musophagiformes; Musophagidae
Source: RefSeq, a predicted model, not a curated record